Messenger RNA from Vollenhovia emeryi, 1678 nucleotides. RefSeq names its product ephrin type-A receptor 4a-like. NCBI's taxonomy places the organism in Eukaryota, Metazoa, Arthropoda, Insecta, Hymenoptera, Formicidae. The transcript has 7 exons. Gene Ontology annotation, molecular function: ATP binding; transmembrane-ephrin receptor activity. Bases 1 to 1569 code for a protein of 522 amino acids. Gene Ontology annotation, cellular component: neuron projection. The record is from RefSeq and is a predicted model, not a curated record. Gene Ontology annotation, biological process: axon guidance; protein phosphorylation.
AUGUAUACUAUUAAGCAACAAAAUACAUCGUCUACCUCUCAAUUGCCACUUAUAGAGCAACAACCUACAUCGUCUGCCUCUCAAUCGCCACUAGAGCAACAAAAUACAUCGUCUACCUCUCAAUUGCCACUUAUAGAGCAACAACCUACAUCGUCUGCCUCUCAAUCGCCACUAGAGCAACAAACUACAUCGUUUAUCUAUCAAUUGUCCCUAAAGCAACAACCUACAUCGUCUACCUUUCAAUUGGCGCAACCCAUGGCGCCUGUCUCACAAAAAGCAAAACUCAACAACAAGUCAUCAUUUCUAGAAGAAUUACUGUCGAUUUUUGAAAAUGCACUGCGAUCGUCUACCCCAGAGCAGGAAGCACCAUCAUCAGUUUCAAGACAAUUCAUAUUGCCUGCGUCAGAAGAGCCACAACCUACAUCGCUUGUCUCGCAAUUGCUGCAAUCCGUGUUGUUUGACUCACAAUCUCCACACAAAUUACAACCGUCGAUGCUCAAAGUUUCACCGCCAUCACAUAUUUCACAGAGAGUAUCAUCAUCAGUUUCAAGACAAUUGCCAGUGACCAUGCCGUUGUUCACACCUACAGUGGAGGUCGUCGCGGCGGGCGCAGGCGGCGCAAACGAUGCAAAUACAAGGAGUUACGUCGAUUCUCACACCUAUGAGGACUCGAAUGAGGCGGUAGGCAAAUUCGCCAGAGAGAUAGAUGUCAAAGAUAUCACGAUAGGAGCUAUCAUAGGUACUGGACAGUUUAACGAUAUCUACCAAGGGAAGCUGAAAUUGCCAUCUAACGGACAAACGGAAAUAGAUGUGACCAUAAGGGCCCUAAAGCUGAACUCCGAAGACAAAGACCGCAUUGACUUUCUGAGAGAGGCAUCGAUAAUAGGCCAGGUUAGGUUCGAGCAUCCGAACUUGAUAUUACUACAAGGCAUAGUGACGAAAAAAAGCAAUCGGUUGAUGAUCAUCAUGGAAUUCAUGGAGAACGGUAGGUUGGACGUUUUCCUACGCGCGAACAACAGCAAAUUCCAAGUGCUCCAGCUGGUAGGCAUGUUGAGCGACAUCGCCAGCGGUAUGAAGUACCUCGCGGAGAUGAACUACGUGCACUGCGAUCUCGCCGCGAGGAACGUGUUAGUUAAUGCCGCUCUUGUUUGCAAGAUCGCCAACUUUGAUCUCAUAAUCAGUAGAGAUAUCGAGAGUACCCCGGAGGCAGCUUUCACGAGAACGGCCGAUAAAGUCCCGGUACGAUGGAUGGCACCGGAGGUGAUAGGCUCUUGUAAAUUCACGAACGCUUCCAACGUUUGGACCAUGGGUAUCGUGUGCUGGGAAGUGAUGUCGUACGGCGAGAGGCCGUACCAGAAUUUGUCGGAUCAUGAAGUGAUAAAUUUGAUGACGAAAAACUACAGGCUUCCAGCGCCGAUAAACUGUCCGGAAGCGAUCUAUCACCUGAUGCUUGAUUGCUGGCAGAAAGAGUGCAUCAGAAGGCCGACCUUUGCCAAACUCACACAAACCUUGGACAAGCUCAUACAAAGUCCGGACAUGCUGAAAAUUCCGCCCAGAGCACAAGUAUGAAACCUAUAAAUACCAUAAUUUCCCCAGCUGCCGUCAACUGCAAUAUCGUCUUAAGUGUCAUAACGUCUAUGAUUACUACAAAAAAAUUUGGUUAAAACUUUACGUCGUU